Macrosteles quadrilineatus (aster leafhopper) is the source of this 1565-nucleotide messenger RNA. RefSeq lists its product as uncharacterized. NCBI's taxonomy places the organism in Eukaryota, Metazoa, Arthropoda, Insecta, Hemiptera, Cicadellidae. Bases 192 to 692 code for a protein of 166 amino acids. The record is from RefSeq and is a predicted model, not a curated record. The transcript has 5 exons.
CAGAAUCAGCUAUCUAGUAUCUAUGGCUUCGGCUCGGCUUCGCUGGCUAAAGAGGUUUUCAUUGAGCCCAGUCUUUGUUCUUUAGUAAUGAAAUAAUACUAACUAGUAUAAUUAAAUAAUACUGCGGUCAUUGACUCUUCACUCACUAUCCUAGUAGUAAUAAAUAAAUAGUAAAGUAAAGUAACCAAACCAUGGCUGGCAACUAUUUGAUUGCUGGAGUUGUGGGAAUUGUUUUUGCUGUUGGGGUUGCUCUUUAUGAAGCAUUUAAGGAGAGGGAGAGCCGCAAAGAAAGACAAUAUGAUUAUUAUGGACAAAAUCGAAAAGAGCAUCUGCAUCGUGAUCCAAGGUCUCCCCCUGUGCAGAAACAAGCCGUAUGCGGCUAUUGUAGAGGACCAUUGGCUAAAGAAAACAUUGACAGACUGAGCUGUGGACAUAUAUUCCACAGUCGCUGUAUUGCUGGGAUAAAUAUUUGCCCAUACACUUUAUGCCAAAAAAAGAUUGAAACACCUCGAUCUACCGCAAGUUCGCCUCUUCCUGAAGUAAAGUGUGAUUCUUGUAAUACUCAGGUUGGUUCAAACGAACUGGCUAAGCUCAACUGUGAUCAUGAAGUUCACAAAGACUGCCUGAAGAUGGGUUUCUGUCCAAUGCCACGCUGUACGUAUCUUAGGUCUAUGAAAGAACACCGCUGGUGAGGAAUAGAAAGUUGAUAUUAAGCACAAAACUGAUAUUAUGGAAUUUUGGCAAAGACCUUCUCUGAAGAAAACUGACUCCUAAGCUACACUGCCUUAAAACUGCUCUCUAUGAAUUAUUUGGUUCUACUAUGCAGUAGCACGUGCUGAUGAACUAAAAUAUUUUGUAAGUUUUAUGUUUGGGUUUCUGUUAUUACAUUGGGUCCAAGCAAAUGGGGAUAUAAAAUAUUGACAUUAACUGUUCAAACCUAUUUUGACAUCUAUACUGUAAGGUUUGAGUGCAUGUUUAUGGUUUUCUCUUAACUAACCCUCAUUUGUGAAGCUGCAUCUAUGUUUUUCGCUCUCUAUAAAUACCUACAUAUAAACAUCUAUAUCUAAUUUUUUUUUUUUUUUGUGUCAAGCAAAAAGUUAACUUAUUUCUGUAUUUAUUUUACUAUAACUUACUCGCCUUAGGGAAUUUGUAGAACAAAAUCAAAGCUUUCAUAAUUCCUAAAUAUUAGUGUAAAAUUUAUAAACAAUAAUGUACAAUCAAUUUGCGUAGAGUAUUAACAGUUUUUUGUGACACAAUGUUUCAAACACUCAUCCUUCACUCAUAUUUGGGUCAAGUUCUAGUGGCGUCCCCAUCUUAAAUAAUUUACAUCAUUGAUAAUGAGCUUAUAUCAUUUUGUAUAAAUAAAUGUAUUCUCAUGGUAUUAUUGUAACUUGUAGUUUAUAGUUUAGAAGUAUUUUUUAGUAAAUAUUAAUAACUGGUAGUCGGGUUAUAACUUAACUAAGUAUGUUUUUGAUAUUUUGAUUUUACUAACACUCUAAAAAUAAAUUACCAUGUACUCAGAAUAACUGGCAAUUUUGGCCCUUGUUUUUAAAUAAAAUAAUUUU